Saimiri boliviensis boliviensis (Bolivian squirrel monkey) is the source of this 2142-nucleotide messenger RNA. RefSeq names its product TNF receptor superfamily member 10b (gene TNFRSF10B). Gene Ontology annotation, biological process: TRAIL-activated apoptotic signaling pathway; positive regulation of apoptotic process. The record is from RefSeq and is a predicted model, not a curated record. Gene Ontology annotation, molecular function: TRAIL binding. NCBI's taxonomy places the organism in Eukaryota, Metazoa, Chordata, Mammalia, Primates, Cebidae. Gene Ontology annotation, cellular component: cell surface; plasma membrane.
AUGACCCCAGUGGUGACUGUAAUCAAACCACACCUUCUAGGCGACCAGUACCACAUCCUGUGGCCUCUGUGGCCUGCCUCUAGCAUGGCCUCUCUGGAGGAGUCUUCAGAAGCUUCUGCCCCAGCUCAGGGAGCUGGUAUGGAGGUGCAGGACGCAGAAGCAAACCACAGCCCUGGGCGCCGCCGCCUGGGCAAAGGUUCGUUCCUUUUCUUCCCCUCCCCGCCCCACUUGGACGUGCUUGCAGAGGAUGGCGUUGACGAGGCUAUAUUUAUUGUCACCAACCUGUGGUGGAAUUUCAUUACCGGACGUUUCCGCGACCACGAAUACACAGGCGAUGCCCGAUCUACUUUAAAGGCUGAAACCCGCGGGCCUGGGGGACGAAGAGCGUUUCCUGCCGCCGUCGGACAGCGGGGACAGAGCGCCCCAACUCCCUCGGGGGCCCGGAAAGGGCGCGGCUCCGGGACCCAGCACAGUGCGGGAGCCAUGUCUGGGCUUUUCACCCCCAAGACCCUUGUGCUCGUUGUCAUCGUCGUCGUCGUCGUCGUCUCCUCGGUGCUGCCGUCGAUCUCAGCUGACUCUGUUCCAGUCACCCAACAAAACCUAGUUCCCCGGCAGAGAGCGGCCCCACAACAGAGGUUCAGCGCCACGUAUGGAUUGUGUCCGCCUGGAUACCAUAUCUCAGAAGAUGGUAGAGAUUGUAUCUCUUGCCAAAAUGGACAGGACUAUACCCCUCACUGGAAUCACCUCCUUUUCUGCUUUCACUGUACAAAGUGCGAUUCAGGUAAAGUGGAGAUAAGAUCCUGUACCACGAUCACAGACACAGUGUGUCAGUGCGAAGAAGGCAGCUUCCAGGAAGAAGAUUCCCCUGAGAUAUGCCGGAAGUGCAGCACAGGGUGCCCCAGUGGGAUGGUCCUGGUCAGUAAUUGUACACCCUGGAGUGACAUCAAGUGUGUCCACAAAGAAUCAGGCAUCAUCAUAGGGAUUAUGGUUCCAGUCAUAUUGCUGGUUGUAGCUGCGUUUAUUUUGAAGACUUUACUGUGGAAGAAACUCCUUCCUUACCUGAAGGGCAUCGGCUCAGGUCGCGGCCGGAACCUUGAGCGUGUAGACAGAAGUUCACAUGCCCAAGGAGGGCCUGGGACUGAGGACAAUGUCCACAACGAAUCCAUGAGUAUCUUGCAGCCCAUCCAGGACCCUGAGCAGGAAAUGGAAGUCCAGGAGCCAGCAGUGGCAGGUGACAACGUGUUGCCCCCAGGGGAGCCAGAGCAUCUGCUGGAACCGGCAGAACCCGAAGGGUCUCAGAGGAGGAGGCUGCUGGUUCCAGCGAAUGGCGCUGACCCCACUGAGACUCUCAAGCAGUGCUUCCAACACUUUACGGACCACGUGUCCUUUUACUCCUGGGUGCCGUUCAUGAGGGAGCUGGGCCUCACGGACAACGAGAUCGACGUGGCGAGAGCUGAGGCCGCGGGCCCUGGGGACACCUUGUAUGAGAUGCUAAAAAAGUGGGUCAACAAAACGGGGCGGGACGCCUCUGUCAACACCCUGCUGGAUGCCUUGGAGACUCUGGGACAGAGACUUGCAAAGCAGGAGAUCCAGGACUGCCUGGUGAGCUCCGGAAAGUUUGUGUAUCUAGAAGAUAAUGCAGACUCUGCCAUCUCCUGAGUGUGAAUCCCUUCAGGAAGUCAAACCUGCCAGAAAGAGCUUUGCCUUUGUUUCUGGAAAAAGCUGGACCCCAGACAGUGGGAAAGUACAGCUGUCACAUCACCGGUACUGGAAGAAACUCUCCCAUGCAAUAUCACCCCUGGAUGGAACAUCCUAGAACUUUUUCACUGCACUUGAAAAUUCUUUUUAUAUGCUGAAUGUGAUGAUAAGCACACUGUGGAAAUGUCUGGAUGAUUCUAUGUGUGUGUGUAUAUUGAGAGUUGGUUUGGGAUGUCGUUCUCUUUAUGGCACUUUUUUAUCCUAAUGCAGAUGCUUUAUUUACCUGGGUUACAUCGUAUAAUCCAUCUGCCUUAGUAUCUACGCAGUUCUUUAUGUUCAACUUUACUUGAUACUAUAUGAUAUGAACUUUUUUCUGGGGGCGGUCUCACUCUGACUCUCAGGCUGGAGUGCAGUGGUGGGAUCUUGGCUCACCAGAGCCUUGAC